AGGCCCCAUUUUAUGAAAGAACUGAGUUCAAGUGCCUGUUAGAUGGCCAUGCAAUCCCCAUGGAUCAUGUCAACGAUGACUACUGUGAUUGUGACGAUGGGUCUGAUGAACCAGGUACUUCUGCAUGCCCUAAUGGACUGUUCUACUGUGAGAAUAAAUCUUACAAGGGCAUUUACAUUUUGUCAUCUAGAGUCAAUGAUGGCGUCUGUGAUUGCUGUGAUGGCUCUGAUGAAUAUAGUGGGAUCAUUUCAUGUGAAAACACUUGCCAAAAGCUAUAUGCUGAAAGUCGAGCUCAGUUUGAGGCAUUCAGGCAGAAGCAAGAGAAAGGCUAUAAAGUGAAGCUGGAAUAUAUUCAACAUGGACAUCGUGCCAGGGAUGAGAAAAUGUCCCGCCUGACUGAGCUUACAAAAGAGAAAGAUCAUCUUGUGGAAAUAAAGAAUACUCUUCAAGCUAUUAAAGAGGAGGCUGAAAUCCCAGAGAAAGAAGGAAAAGAAAAACAUGAAAAAGCUUGGGAAGCUGUGAAAGCUGAACGCCAGAAAGCUCUGGAUGCAGAAAAGGCAGCUGUUGCCUUUGGAGAAUUGGAUACAAACCAGGAUAAUAU
Messenger RNA from Candidula unifasciata, 601 nucleotides. The record is from the annotation of a GenBank genome assembly. Lineage: Eukaryota; Metazoa; Mollusca; Gastropoda; Stylommatophora; Geomitridae.